Messenger RNA from Cladocopium goreaui, 1954 nucleotides. Lineage: Eukaryota; Dinophyceae; Suessiales; Symbiodiniaceae. The record is from the annotation of a GenBank genome assembly.
AGGCUAUGGGGUUCCGAUUGAGUUGUUUGCGCCGUUCACAGACUCGUGCGUCAUUGUCAUGAAGCGCCUGAUCUCUGACGUUGCCAAAGAUGAGACAGUGAAGCGAAGCCUCAAAGUUGACGCCGCUACAACCAAAGCGCAGGGUUUGCAGGAGACGGACGCUAGCGAUUUGAUGCUGGAAGGUUUCCGCUGGUCGAUUGGCCUAGUGUCACGUGUAUUGAUGCGAACCAUUACAGAAGGAUCUACCGCUGUCAUGCAGUCCAUCAACCAGGAUGAUGCGAACCUGCUCAAAAAAUCACUGGGGGAAGCUCCGCGAGGUGAGCGCAGCAACCUGCUUUUGCGAGUAACUGUUGGCAGCCAAUGCAUUUCACCUUUGUAUUGGGCUCUCAGGAGCGGCGCCCACACAGCUGCCAAGACGAUGAUCGAAGAUAUUCUCACAAUCCGAGCCGACAGGGACCGCUACUACUAUGGCGUUGACGACAUUUUCAGGCUCCAGCCUAAUGUUGUUGAAGACAUUCUGCUCGAAGCACCACUGCUGGCAAAGACAUUGUUGGAUGGGCUGAUUUGGCGCUCUCACAAGACCAAGGAUGGCAUGCGGCCAGUGAUUUACUACUUGGAGCAUUUGGUGAGGGACAUUGAUGAGACCAAGACAUUCUCAAGGGCCUUGAUCAGCUUUGUCAAGUACAAUAAUCCAAAAACCAUCAUGCAUCCCAUUCUGGUCUUCGUCUUGGAAGUGCUAUGGAAGCACCUUGCGAGAAGGUCCUUCUUCCUGGACCGUGUCUGGACAAUCGUCAGCUUUGUGGUUUUUCUCCUGGCCACUUGUUUCCUGAGUCAACCCUCGCUAGUUGGAAACCCGACGGCUGAGACGUGCCUGGCUGUCGCUCGCAUUUUGGUCUACUCGUUGGGCUUCAUGCGGCUUCUCUACUGGCACAUAGUGGAGAUCUUCAGGGCUUACAGAGCUAAGGACACUGAGAAACUCUUUGCCUUCAAAGUUCCCCGGUAUUUGAUGGGCGGUCCGGAGCUCUUCAGCUUCAUUCUCGUGAUCGAUAUGGUCGCCAUGAUGUGGGUCGAGCCAUUGUUCCACUGCCUUGGGGCUGAGGCCAAAAUCGCCUUCACCUGCGAUACUUGGAAUGAUGAAAUGAGUUUGGCUUAUGAAUUGCUGGUUGUAUUGGGUAUCUACUUGUAUGCCAUCAUCGUAGCAGACGUUGCCAACAUGUCUAUCGAGUUGUGCGAGUUCAAAGUCUUGUGCACGCAUGCGCUUAAGCAGGUGGCGCUCUGCAUCGGAGCGGUCACUUGCAUUUCCAUCAUCUUCGCCGUUGCAAUCUCCAGCAUGACGCGGGAGGCCACACUGUUGUCAAACAGCGAGUUCACUGAAAUGGGACGCACAAUGACUUCCUUGGUGCAGUUAGCUGUGGGUAUCAUGGAUUUGGAGAAAGUCAGCAGCAUUUCGGGAGAAAGUCCUUAUCUUCUCGGUGUCCUUGUGGCCUACAUGCUCGUUGUCUACAGUUUCUUCUUCAAUCUCCUGGUGUCGCAAUUCUGCGGUGUCCACGCUGCCUUGGCAGAAGACAUCCUAGGACAUGCGAUGCUUGCGAGGGGAGACGUCAUUUUGGACACGCUGAAGGCUAUCCCAAUGAAACGGUGGAAUGCCUUUUUGAAGUCGCUGGCUUUGGACCAAAAGGUGGAUUUUGAAGAAGGUGACAUUGGCCUUGCAGGAGGUGUCAAAGCCUGGGAACCAUCAUUGGCACAUCCCACUACCCAGGACCAGAUUUUCCGUGCUGGAGGUGACACGGACCCAUCCCUUCCUUGGCCAAUACACCGCAGUUCCAGCGAUGAGAGCAGCAUGGAAAAGAUGGUCGCGAAGACGUCACCUAGCUGCACAGCUCACUGGAGUUGCUUCCGUCAGCGGAAGUUGCAAAAUUUCAAAAACUUACAGGAUCUUGUAGGGCCAAAAUAG